Messenger RNA from Racocetra fulgida, 156 nucleotides. NCBI's taxonomy places the organism in Eukaryota, Fungi, Glomeromycota, Glomeromycetes, Diversisporales, Gigasporaceae. The record is from the annotation of a GenBank genome assembly.
AUGUUAGCACGAACAAGUAAAAAAAUCAAGUAUCUUAAUUUUGUUGGAUUCACUAUUAGAGGAUUAGAUCAAAUACUAGAAGAAUUUCCUCACAAAAACACUACUAUUACUUCCUUAAUUCUUUUUAAUGUUGAGCUUAGUUUUAAAGCUAUAAAA